AUGACUCAGUCUGUAUUCAUACAGGUUGGUCAGUGUGGCAAUCAAAUUGGUCAUCGGUUCUGGGACUUGGCACUAACAGAGCACAAAGUUGCUAACAAAGGAGGUCUGUAUGAUAGUUCGUUGUCUUCGUUUUUUUCGAAUGGGACUAAUAACAAUGGUAGUUCCAUGCCUGAAAUUUCUGGCCUUAAAGCUAGAAUAUGGAGGAAGGUGUCGUCAAUCAGAUGCAAAAGGGACCACUGA
Messenger RNA from Schistosoma turkestanicum, 240 nucleotides. NCBI's taxonomy places the organism in Eukaryota, Metazoa, Platyhelminthes, Trematoda, Strigeidida, Schistosomatidae. The record is from the annotation of a GenBank genome assembly.